This is a messenger RNA of Dermacentor silvarum, 4208 nucleotides long. RefSeq names its product arginine/serine-rich coiled-coil protein 2. Lineage: Eukaryota; Metazoa; Arthropoda; Arachnida; Ixodida; Ixodidae. The record is from RefSeq and is a predicted model, not a curated record. The transcript is spliced from 7 exons. The coding region runs from base 179 to 1168 and encodes 329 amino acids.
UUCCUUGGCUCGUUCGCGAAUGCUUACGCUGGUUCGAGGUACUUGCAUCGCGAUCUGCUAAAUAUUGUCCAACGAUGACACGCAACUCGCCGACGAGGUCCGACAGAACUCCACCGAGCUCCUACAGCCGGACGAAACAUCUUGAGAUUGGCACCGUCAUACUGUCGACCACAGGCGGAUGACACCCUCCCAGCCUAGCGGGGCGAAGGAUACCGACAACUCAAGGCAUGGCGCCAGCCGUCGCCGGAGCAGUUCAAGGAGCCGCAGCCGAUCCAGAAGUCGUAGCCGGGACCAUCGCAGCAGCGCUAGGGGCAGUGGAAGUCAUCGGUCCCAUAAGCGUCGUGGCGACCGUAGUCGCAGCCGGGAGCGUUCCCACCGUCGAGACCGGAGCCGGGAGCGUUCGCGAAGCCACCGGAAGAGCCGUAGUCGCAGCGGAAGCCGGAGCCGGAGGGAAGUCCCAAAGAGGUCCUCGGCGGAGAGGUUGCAAGUGGAGAUCGGACCACCUGCCCCCCCAGCAAGCAGCAUGGCUGCAAGGGCUUUUCUGGCAGUCACAGCAUCGGCUGCGACAGUGUCCCAGCAGGCACCUACCAUGAGCGUGGGUGCUGCCACCCUUUCUUCAGCCUCGGCAAUGCCACCCGGCGUGUCGGCCGCUCUAGCAGCUGCCAGGGCGGCGGCUGUGCGCUCUGGCCUGAUGCCUCUUGAAGCACUCAAUGCCCCCCCGCCACAGAUUUCCAACUCGCUGCCCAGCUACUACAACCCAACAGCCGUGAAUGCAGUCAAGUACACGGAGCAGAUGCAGAAGCGAAAACUCCUGUGGAAGAAGCCCCAGCAGGAAGAAGUGGCUGCUGAAAGUGAAGCGCCCAAGCCGCAGCCCAACUCAACAUGUGCCAAGGUGUGGGAGAAGAUGACCUUUGCCCAGGACGACGACGGCAAGAUGACUGCCAAGUUUCGCAAGCUCAUGGGCAUCCGUGGCGAACCGCCGCCGCCCUCUGAUAAGCCAGACCCUGCUGUCAACCCCCUGCUGAAGCAGCAGGAGAAGCUGUUCCAUGACCUGGACCAGCAGUACGAAGCGGCGCGUGUCUCGACGCACACGCACCGUGGUGUCGGGCUUGGCUACAGUUCACAGAUGGCAGCCUUCUUUCAGCAGACCAACCUGAACAAUAAGUGAACAGUGAAGGCCCUGAAUGGAUGGCCGGCUUUGUAUAUACAGACAUUUCGAGGCAUUGCAUUUUUUAGUGGAAUGUUUGCAUCGUCCUGUGCAGUGCAUCCCCUGCGGAAAUUUCUUGUUGAAACAUCACUCCAACACCCCGUAACCCACCUUUCAGCCGACCAACCCCGAACGCUCAUUAGGAAUGGCCUACUUGGGCUAACAACAGACUCUUGAAGGGGAGGGGCUCCGGGCACAAGGCACCUGAUCACACUAACCUGAACGACAGGAGAAACAGAAGCCACGGAUGAACUGUGUUACGUGUACGUAUACCAACAGCGUUUUUCUUGUCAAGAGGGUAGGCCUCAACUGUUGGAGUACACGGAGUGACUUUCAGUAGGCUUGGUGUUGGCUGACGGAUAUCUUGGCAGGUAACAAGAGAGUAGUCGUGGCUUUAUUCACUACGUGGCAAAAUGCUGUUCUACCAUACAGAGGAGAGAUUGGGCGGGUCGCACUGAAGCAAGCAGCGUUUCAUGAUUGGCAUACAGUGGGACAUCUUGAAGUCCAUCAAGAUUCUGUUGCUGCAAGAGUUCCCCGACAUUUCGCUUUGGCACAGCAGACUACUCUGUGUGAGAUGCUAGCUUGGCAUGCAAUGAAGUGAGUCUUUUCGUGGGUUUCCCACUGUGCCUCACUUUACGCUGGCGUUACAUAACACUGCAUGACUGUUGCCCACAAAGUGUUGCAUUUUGCGUGUGUGUCAGGUUUUAGGCAAGCUAAUGGUCUUCAAAACAUACGAAGUGAGCUACACCAAUGGUAGAUAUGGCUAAGGGAGUGGUGUUUGUAUACCGUUGCAGGACUGUUUCAUGUCUGUGCAGUCAUGUUUGACAUUUUUCACUGAUUUUGAGAGAUUUGACCUAAGAAGCUUCACCAUUUGUUUGUAAGCAGCUGCCUUCAAUUAGAAAUGAAGAUCACUACCUUCCUCGGUUCAAAAUUUAAUGGCACUGGAACAUUAUAUAAAGUCCUGAAAGAUGCCUCGUGUCUAUCCCCUUAAAAAAAAUCAUGGUGGGGAUCUAAACUAUUGCUAUCGUUGAUUGUUUCCAUAACCUCAAGCAAAAUGUUGCAGCUGGUUCUCAAAUAGUAAGCACCAGUGUCCCGUAUAAAAGUAAGUUGAAACAGUUGAUCAGAAACACCUUAGUAAUCACUUGGCUAAAUGUUGUACGUACUUCUUGGUUUUGCCAGCUUUAGUAGAGAGUUACGAGAAGUUUGACUUCAACAAAUGAACAUUAUCAAAGAGUAUUUUUCAAAGGGCCCAUGCGAAAUUUUGGUUAUACACUGGAAGUUGUAAGGUUCAUUUAAACGAGAAAUUAAUAUGUCACGUUGCCAGGAGGCAAGCUUCACUGCCAACACAGGCACACACUCCCUUUGCCUCGAGUAGCAUUCCAAGCAACGUUCCUUCCCCAAGGCGUUAGCUGUGCUCCCUAAAGGGUUGCAGAAAAUUGCCUCUUCCUCUUUACAGUCAUUCUCCCUCUCAUUCCCUGCCAAGGGAGGGCGCAUCCCAUUUACGUCAUAAACCUUGCCCCCUGUUUUGCUUCGCAGUGCUUUUCGAGUUGCAGUUGUGCACCCGAGUCGCAUCUGACGUCGAGAUGUUCGUGCGCAUGACCUUGAUUUAGCUCCAGCAGGAAGUGGGGCUUCCUUGAUAGGAAGGGUUCAUGGGCUUUUGUUUGAAAUGUCGGCUGUUCCCACGCCGGUUAAGCAGCGAUACUUUUAAAGUAUUGUGUGUGGGCUCCUGAUGUCCAAGAGACUUUCAAGGCAGUCCCUGUGCUUUCCAUGGCAAUGAAAGGAAAGUUACUGGGGUGGAGCAUCUGCGCAUGUGUUUGCUGAAGUGCCAACUUUUUGGGCAGCACUAUGACAGCUCGCUUGGUUUCUCGGAAUAAGUGCAACUUCCAUGUGCAACGGAUUCGAAUUUGUUUAGGCAUGAAAGGGAAGAGCAAAAAAAAAAAGUGUCUGAUUUUGCUUUGUAAAUAAGAUUUUUUUUUUUCUUUUCAUCCCCUUAAACUAAUGCAGAUCGGAAUGUGGGACUCUUCUCGGGUUGUUCUUAGUUGCGUGUGCUUGGCCUCUGUAGCUUUCCCUUCAUUGCCACAGAAUGCUGUCUGCGAGUGUAGCUCCUCCUGACGCCGCAACUUGCACAGCAUCUGCUCAGGAACACCUAAUAGUUUAUCACUUGACAAGAAUUGCAUCACAAAGGAAAAAUAAAACUUGUGCUUUUUUUUGCAACAUUUUGAAAUAUGAAAAAAAUACUGAAAUUCAUGAUGCUAGGCUUGAAGCGGUAUGGGGGGGGGCAGCAGAAUGAAAGGACAAGCAUUCACUCUUCGUAGUUUGUGUCUGCUACGAAUGAGCUUGGUCACCGAUUCACGAAGAACAACUUGAGCCACAUUUGCAGUGUGUACGAUAGUGUUGGUUCUGCUUGGUCAUGGCUGCAAUACCGGAAUGCUGAGGAUGAUGAUGAAUGAUAGACUCUCCCAAAUUAUUUCACGUGUAACACGGGCUAUGACACGAGAAGUCCAUGAAUAUUUUCUGCCAAAUAUAUACCUGCGAACUCUCAUUUUGUGGGCAUUCAGUUUGUGGAAUUAAACGCGGCAUGGGCCUCAAGUUUUUACCGUGCCGACAGGACGCCUUCGGCUUCUGUGCAUUGUCGGAGAGUAUACAAGUGUUGUCGCAGGUCAAAGGGCUAACUGCUAGCGAAGCACUCUCUGACAUUUUCAAAGAAAUGUAACGAAACGUCGUUUCUGAGCAUGUACAAGAAAUACUUUUUUUUAACGAGUGUACAUUUUCAGAGUUUUACUUUGCACACUAAUUUAACAGUGUUGCCACAUGUUAGUUUUCAGGGAAGGCUGUUGAAGUUUCGUAUGUUGUGCACCAUUGAAAUGUGAUUCGUUUGUCAUGUAAAUGGAAUGUCAUCUUUUCAGCUGUAAAUACAACAUUGUGUGCACAUGUCUCACUAGUUGUGUGCUCACUUUUUUUUUAGCUCCUAUAAACAGGCGCAAUAAAGUUUUGCUGUUUA